UUGAAAGAUAAGCCAUGAUAUAUUUGCAUCGUUUUUUGUUUUUUUUUUUGUUUUUUUUGGCUAAACAAGCAACUUACAUCUCGCGAGAUUUUAAUGACAUUCGAUGACAACUUGUUUGGUAACAACGCAUGCUGCAAAGAUCUUUGGGAUUGUGUCGGGGUAAAGGUAAUAUUUGUCCAAAGUGGCUGCAAAAAGCACAUACCUGUAAUAUCUGAGGCAUCAGCUGCGUUUGCUCUAAACAAGCACCGGAAGCUACUUCGUGAUUGCGCACAGCUUUUAUUGUUGCAUCAAAAUGCCUGAGGGCCCUGAACUCCACUUGGCCAGCCUGUAUGUCAACAAGAUGUGUGAUGGAGUGGUCUUUAGUGGACCGGUUAUAAAAUCUGAAGUCAGCAAAAAUCCUGAGGUGGCCUGCACCUGUGAGUCCUACCGCAUCACAGCUACUUCCAGAGGGAAGGAAGUCAAACUCAUGCUGAUGCCCAUGAAAAGUGAUGAUAAUGGAGAGCAACAAUCAAAGGGUGGGCAAGCAGAUCAACCUAUGGACAUAGUCUUCCGCUUCGGGAUGUCGGGUUAUUUCCGCUUCACGUCAGAGGAUGAACUUCCUAAACAUGCCCAUCUGUGUUUCUACACCAAGGAGAAACCCUGCAGAGUGCUGAGCUUUGUGGACACGCGCAGGUUUGGCAGCUGGCAACCCAAUGGUACAUGGCAGCCUGACAGAGGGCCUUGCAUCAUGUUUGAAUACAAAAGCUUCAGGGAGAAUGUCUUGUCUCACCUGAGCGAUCGGGCUUUUGAUCGUCCUAUUUGUGAGGUCCUGCUGAAUCAAAAGUACUUCAACGGUAUUGGGAAUUACCUGAGAGCUGAAAUCCUUUACAGGUUAAAUAUCCCACCGUUCGUUUGUGCGCGGGACGCACUGGAAGGCCUUCAGUCAGACGAUGGAUUUGAGGACAGGAAGCCUUUGAAAAAUGAGAUCACAAACACAAAGACCCCAGAGAGAGCUAAAAAGAAAGGGAUAAAACAGGAGACGGGGGACCUUCUCAGACUUUGUCAUACAGUUCCUCUGGAGGUGGUCAGCUUAGGUGGUAAGGGCUAUGACCCUGAGAAGUUGGACUACUCUGCCUUCAAGGCAUGGCUGCAGUGUUAUUAUGUUGAUGGCAUGAAAUCAAUCUCUGACCACAAUGGCAGAACAAUGUGGUUUAAAGGGGACCCAGGGCCCAUGGCACCCAAAAACUCAAAAUCACCCAAGGCGAAAAAGAGGGCAAAGAAAGACGAUGACCAUGAUUACACAGACAAGAAAAAGGUGCCCAAAAGUGUGACAGAGAGCACAACAAAGAAAAGGGCGGUCAAAAAGGAAACACCAAAAAAAGAAAAAACUACACAUCCGAAGGAAGCCGUAUUAAAGAGCAGAAAGGCUGAAAAGACCCAGGAAGCAACAAUGCAGAGAGAAACCAGAUCAAGUGCACGUCGAAAGAAAAGCAGCAGUGCAGAACCUGCUGCAGGCAGAGGGAAACUAGCUGGAAGAGCGACCAGAACAAACAGCAAAUAAACAUGCAACCAGAA
Girardinichthys multiradiatus is the source of this 1554-nucleotide messenger RNA. It is a transcript of the gene neil1, whose product is annotated as nei-like DNA glycosylase 1. Gene Ontology annotation, cellular component: nucleus. NCBI's taxonomy places the organism in Eukaryota, Metazoa, Chordata, Actinopteri, Cyprinodontiformes, Goodeidae. The transcript is spliced from 10 exons. The record is from RefSeq and is a predicted model, not a curated record. Gene Ontology annotation, biological process: base-excision repair. Gene Ontology annotation, molecular function: DNA N-glycosylase activity; zinc ion binding; nucleic acid binding. The coding region runs from base 293 to 1540 and encodes 415 amino acids.